Parastagonospora nodorum SN15 is the source of this 1123-nucleotide messenger RNA. RefSeq lists its product as hypothetical. The transcript has 2 exons. The coding region runs from base 336 to 1088 and encodes 250 amino acids. The record is from RefSeq and is a predicted model, not a curated record. NCBI's taxonomy places the organism in Eukaryota, Fungi, Ascomycota, Dothideomycetes, Pleosporales, Phaeosphaeriaceae.
CAGUAUACAAUCUCACCAAAUCUCCUACAUACUUUCCCACAACAUCUCUCAUAUUAUCAUACAGCAACUAAAUAUGGCACCUCACGUCAGAAGAGCCUCAAGCGGACACUGGCGUGGAUCUCAUCCAACAUGAUGGGAAAACCACAUACGGUGACUGGCGCGACGAGUUCCACAAGUACGGCUGCGCAGUCGUGAAGAACGUCAUCACACCCGAGCGUGCAGAGUACUACAAGAAGAAGCAAAUCGAGUGGCUGCAAUCUUUUGGCCUGGGCUUUGAUCCCAACGACGAAUCGACUUGGACUGCUGAACAUCUUCCAGUCAGCUUCAAGGGUGGCAUGUACUUUGCUUACUCCAGCACCCAUGAGAAGUUUGUCUGGGAAGCCCGCACAGAACCCAAGGUUGUCGAUGUCUUCACUAAGCUGUGGGGAACGGACGAGCUUCUUUGCUCUUUUGACGGCAUGAACAUCACCUUGCCACGACAAAAGGACCUCACUUGGAGCCCAUGGCCUCACUGCGAUCAGAACGAGAAUCGCAAAGGAAUGCAGUGUGUACAGGGCCUGUUGAAUUACCAGCCAAAUGGUCCAAAGGACGGUGGUUUGAUCCUGAUGAAGGGAAGCGCGAAGCUUUUCGACGAGUUCUUUGCGGAGAAGCGCGAGCAAGACGAGCACGAGGACAAGCCACCGCCAGAGGAGGAGAUGAGGGAUCUCUUCAUCUUCAAAGAGGAAGACGUCAAGUGGUUCCAGGACAGGGGCUGCGUAUUGCAGAAGAUCAACAUGGAACCUGGUGACUUGGUACUUUGGGACAGCAGGACCAUGCAUUACGCAGAGCAUCCGCAAGGCGAUCUCAUCAGACACGUGCAGUACAUCUGCAUGACGCCUCGCAAGUUCGCGAAGAAGGAGGAUAUUGAGCUCAAGGCUAAGCUGUUCAAUGACUUCCAAGGCACGACACAUUGGCCUCAUUGCAACAUCCACAAGGCGGGUCCGCCGCUUCGUGAUGGAAAGCUCUGCCCGAAGAACAGGACGGAACCUCUCGAGAAGCCUGUUAUCACGGACCAGGUGUUGCGUUUAGCUGGCGCCAAAGCGUAUUAAUUAGUUUAAAUCAAUAUGUCUCAUUGAAAAUUCAA